GGAGAAGGAAGGCCACCGGAGUGCGGGAAUCGGUCCGCCGGAGCGUCCGCAGCCGCACCUUCUCCGCCUUGACUUGGUCUAUUAAGCGCUCUGGCUCCUGCUGCCAGGAAACAAGCCAGCCAGCCAGCUAGACAUUAUACCAAAGCAGUCAUGACCUUGCAAAACGGAAGCACGAACGGCAACAGCAAGAGCGACAGCCUGCUCGAGCUCUUCUCGCCCUCGGCUGUCGCGAAGAUUUGGGGUACUGCGUUCCCAGCUUUGAACGAGAAAGCACCGCCUACUUCUGUUCCGGACUAUACCGACGACAAGGGCAAUUACAUCAUUUCGGGCUUUGACUGGUGGACCUCUGGUUUUUUCCCUGGAUCGCUUGCUACCCUGCUCGAGCGAGCGGUCGCUCGCCCCGACAAAUUUCCCACAGACGACGUACAUGUGCGCAAACUCGAGCAUGCCGUGCGAUGGUGGAGCGAGAGCCUGCACAUCCAAGCACCACGACGAGACACCCAUGAUCUCGGGUUUAUGAUUGUCAGUGCGUUCAAGCCGCUGUACGAGCUCACGGGUGACAAGCGAGCUUUCGCGUCCUGCGUGGUUGCAGCGCAUGCUCUGGCCUCGCGAUUCGUGCCUGAAGUUGGCUGCAUUCGCUCGUGGGACUCGGCGGUGAACAAGGACUACUCAUUCACCGAUCCUAAUAAAGAGGUUAUUGUUAUUAUCGACAACAUGUGUAAUCUCAAUAUGCUUUACUGGGUCGCUCAGCAAACGGGCGACCAGCGAUUAUCAGAUAUUGCGACGACCCACGCUGAGACAACGCUGAAGCACCACUUUAUGCAUCCAAAGUGGGGUGCACAUCAUGUGCUUGUAUACGACAAAGCAACGGGCGCUCCGAUCUACAAGAUCCAGAACCAGGGAUACAAGAACGGCACUGUGUGGUCUCGCGGACAGGCGUGGGCGUUGCUGGGAUACGCGGAGACAUAUGGAUGGACUAAGAACUCCACGUUCCUCGAUGCUGCAAUUAAAAUUGCGGAGUACUUCAUUUCACAGCUGCCUGAAGAUGGUGUUCCUCAUUGGGACUUCGAUGCGCCGCGGCCUACAUUUCGAGACACCUCUGCGGCUAUGAUUGCCGCCAACGGCAUCCUCGUCAUCUAUCAGUACACCCGCAACCCUCAGCAUCUUGCAUGGGCCCUAAAUCUUCUGAAAAGCACCGUCGCUCUGUCUCUCUCGCCGCACGCAUCUUUUACAAGCGAUGAAGCAAAGCCGGUCGAGAUGGGGGGCUACGAUACCAUCCUCAAAAAUGCGACGAUCAACAAUAAUGAAAACGCAUUCAAAAGACUGGCUGAUUCGGGCUUGGUCUACGCCGAUUAUUACUUCUUAACUGCGGGGAAUAGACUUUUGAAUCUUGGGUUGUAUUAAGCUAUAUGGAUAAAGUAGCUUUUGUGUUGGGGUUUUCUACAUUUACUUAUCAAAGUGUGUUUUAUGUAUCUCAAUAGUCAGUUAUAAUAAACUAAUCAGAAAAUAA
Myxozyma melibiosi is the source of this 1510-nucleotide messenger RNA. RefSeq names its product Six-hairpin glycosidase. NCBI's taxonomy places the organism in Eukaryota, Fungi, Ascomycota, Lipomycetes, Lipomycetales, Lipomycetaceae. Gene Ontology annotation, biological process: polysaccharide catabolic process. Bases 151 to 1404 code for a protein of 417 amino acids. Gene Ontology annotation, molecular function: chondroitin hydrolase activity. The record is from RefSeq and is a predicted model, not a curated record. The transcript has 2 exons.